Molecule: messenger RNA, 1075 nt
Organism: Hypanus sabinus (Atlantic stingray)
Lineage: Eukaryota; Metazoa; Chordata; Chondrichthyes; Myliobatiformes; Dasyatidae
Gene: pam16
Product: presequence translocase associated motor 16
Exons: 5
Coding region: 134-478 (114 amino acids)
Biological process (GO): protein import into mitochondrial matrix
Cellular component (GO): TIM23 mitochondrial import inner membrane translocase complex
Source: RefSeq, a predicted model, not a curated record
UCCCGGGAAUCCUGAGCAGCGGAAGCCUGAGGCCCCUCUUGUUCCAGGGCUUGUUAGCGGGAGCCGCUGUCCUUUGACCCUGCCGUGCCCUUGACUACGGCCACUUCCGGCGAGCGGAGCCGCUGGGUGUGCGAUGGCCAAGUACCUGGCACAGAUCAUCGUGGUGGGUGCUCAGGUGGUGGGGAGAGCGUUUGCCCGGGCGCUGAGACAGGAGUUUGCCGCCAGUAAAGCAGCAGCAGAAGCUCGGGGUCAAGCUGGGCGUCAGUCGGCCGCAGCCUCCAGCAUCUCCGGAAUAUCACUGCAAGAAGCACAGCAGAUCCUCAACGUCACAAAGCUCAGCGCUGAGGAGAUCCAGAAGAAUUAUGAUCAUUUGUUCAAGGUCAACGAUAAAUCAGUGGGUGGAUCAUUUUAUCUGCAAUCCAAGGUAUCUACUUCUUCUCUCUUCUUCAGCUGUCCAUUGAUUUUCGAUGAUGACUGAGGCCUGUGCAAGGUUGUAUGGGAGACCGGCAGUUGCCCAUGCUGCAGGUCUCCCCUCUCCACACCACCGAUGUUGUCCAAGGGAAGGGCACGAGGACCCAUACAGCUUGGCACCAGUGUCGUCGCAGAGGAAUGUGUGGUUAAGUGCCUAGCUCAAGGACACAACAUGCUGCCUCAGCUAAGGCUCAAACUAGCGACCUUCAGAUCACUAGACUUAUUCACUUGGCCACGCACCACACAAUGUUUCUACCACAGAGAGACUGGCCAAGACACUGACCGUGCCUCUGAUGUACCUCACCUCACUAGCAGGACCCUGGUGUGUCAGUGGCGUCACAGUGCUGCAUAAUGAUUUACAGUCCCAGCGAUCCAAGUUCAAUUCCCACCGCUGCCUGUAUGGAGUUUAUACGUUCUCCCCAUGACUGCAUGAGGUUUCUCUGUGUGCUCCAGUUUCCACCCACAUUGCAAAGACGUACGGUUAGAGACUUGUGAGCGAGCUACAUUGGCACUAGCAUGGCAACACCUAUCUCCAGCACAUCCUCGGACUGUGUUAGUCAUUGACACAAGUGACACAUUUCACCGUAUGUUUCGAUGUACUUGU